AUGUAUGGAGUUGUUGUUGCUCUUUCAUCUUCGAAGCCCGACUACACUAUUCCUUCAAACUCAAAACUAGUUGAAGAGUGGACUUACGCAAACAAGGUAUGCCGACACACUCUGCUUAAUGCACUUUCUAAUUAUUUGUUCGAUGUGUAUUGUUCCUACAAGGAAGCAAAGGACAUUUGGGACUCGUUGAUUCUCAAAUACAUUGCCGAAGAUGUCGUCAGACAAAGAUUCGUCAUAGGAAACUACUACCAUUGGGAGAUGAUUGAAGACAAGGACAUAAAAACCCAAAUCAAUGAGUAUCAUAAGCUGUUGGAAGAUAUCAAAGCAGAAAAUAUUCUUCUACCGGAUGAAUUUGUUUCAGAACUUCUGAUCGAGAAACUGUCGCCAUCUUGGACAGAUUACAAACAACAUUUGAAACACAUGCACAAACAGAUGUCUCUACCAGAACUCAUUACACGCAUAAUAAUUGAAGAUACCAACAGGAAGGAGUUUGCUACUGCAACGGCCAAAGGUUUAUCUGCAAAAGCAAAUAUGGUGGUAGACUCUGAUGCUGCCAGACAUAUUUGUGCAAACAUAAGUGCCUUUACCUUUUACACUAGUGUUGGGGAUGGAAAAGAAUACGUUUACCUCGGUGAUUCCAGAACCACUCCUGUUCUGGGAAAAGGAAAAGUUCUUCUCAAAUUCACAUCUGGAAAGAUUUUGGCCUUGAGUGAUGUGUUACAUGUGCCAUCAAUCAGAGUUAAUUUAAUCUCUGUAGCACUAUUGGGAAAGUCAUUGUGCAUGAGAGAGAAAGAACAUUCUAGUGCCUCAAACACAACCAUUGCCAUGGAAAGUUCCGGAUACUUUGCUGCUAAACUCAAAAAACAAAACGACAACGUUUCUUCUGGUUCAGUUUACUAA
Vigna umbellata (rice bean) is the source of this 900-nucleotide messenger RNA. NCBI's taxonomy places the organism in Eukaryota, Viridiplantae, Streptophyta, Magnoliopsida, Fabales, Fabaceae. The record is from RefSeq and is a predicted model, not a curated record.